AGCGACAUGGCCGGCCACACGCAGCAGCCGAGCGCGCGCGGAAACUCGGUCCGUGCGCCCUCACCCUCCCCCGGCCGGGGGCCAGGCCCCGGCGCCUCGGAGCGGGUGGCGCUCAAGAAGGAGAUCGGGCUGGUGAGCGCCUGCACCAUCAUCAUCGGGAACAUCAUCGGCUCGGGCAUCUUCAUCUCCCCCAAGGGGGUCUUGGAGCACUCAGGCUCCGUGGGCCUGGCCCUCUUCGUCUGGGUCCUAGGUGGGGGCAUCACAGCCCUGGGCUCGCUGUGCUACGCUGAACUGGGAGUCGCCAUCCCCAAGUCCGGUGGGGACUACGCUUAUGUCACAGAGAUCUUCGGGGGCCUGGCUGGCUUCCUGCUGCUCUGGAGCGCCGUCCUCAUCAUGUACCCCACCAGCCUGGCCGUCAUCUCCAUGACCUUCUCCAACUACGUGCUGCAGCCCGUGUUCCCCAACUGCAUCCCAUCCUUGACCGCCUCUCGCAUGCUCUCCAUGGCCUGCCUGAUGCUGCUAACAUGGGUGAACAGCUCCAGCGUGCGCUGGGCCACGCGCAUCCAGGACAUCUUCACAGGCGGGAAGCUGCUGGCCCUCUCGCUCAUCAUUGGCGUGGGCUUCGUCCAGAUCUUCCAAGGGCACUUUGAGGAGCUGAGGCCCAGCAAUGCCUUCUCCUUCUGGAUGACACCAUCUGUGGGUCACCUGGCCCUGGCAUUCCUCCAGGGCUCCUUUGCCUUCAGUGGUUGGAACUUCCUCAACUACGUCACCGAGGAGCUGGUGGACCCUCGGAAGAACCUACCUCGAGCCAUCUUCAUCUCCAUCCCCUUGGUCACCUUUGUGUACACAUUCACCAACGUGGCCUACUUCACGGCCAUGUCCCCCCAGGAGCUGCUGUCCUCCAAUGCCGUGGCUGUGACCUUCGGGGAGAAGCUGCUGGGCUACUUCUCCUGGGUCAUGCCAGCCUCCGUGGCUCUUUCCACUUUCGGAGGGAUCAACGGUUACCUGUUCACCUCCUCCAGACUGUGCUUCUCUGGAGCCCGGGAGGGACACCUGCCCAGCCUGCUGGCCAUGAUCCAUGUCCAACGCUGCACCCCCAUCCCCGCCCUCCUGGUCUGUUGUGGGGCCACGGCGGUCAUCAUGCUUGUGGGAGACACAUACACCCUCAUCAAUUAUGUAUCCUUCAUCAACUACCUCUGCUACGGCGUCACCAUCCUGGGUCUGCUUGUACUGCGCUGGAGGCGGCCGGCCCUCCACAGACCCAUCAAGGUGAACCUCCUGGUCCCAGUGGCGUAUUUGGUCUUCUGGGCAUUCCUGUUGGUGUUCAGCUUCAUCUCGGAGCCCAUGGUGUGCGGUGUCGGGGUCAUCAUCAUCCUCACGGGGGUGCCCGUUUUCUUCCUGGGGGCAUUUUGGAGGAGCAAACCAAAGUGUGUGCACAGACUCACAGAGUCCAUGACACGCUGGGGCCAGGAGCUGUGUUUUGUGGUCUACCCCCAGGGCCCCCCGGAGGAGGAGGAAAACGGACCAUGUCUGCCAUCCUCACUGCCCACCUCGGACAGGCCCCGGAAGACACACUGAGAUGCCUGUGGAGACUGAAGCAGCAGCCGUUUCUGUUUACAUAUCCUUUAUUGGGGUCUGUUUUGCAAAAACUUUUUUUUUUCUUUCUGGA
Echinops telfairi (small Madagascar hedgehog) is the source of this 1669-nucleotide messenger RNA. RefSeq names its product solute carrier family 7 member 10 (gene SLC7A10). The transcript is spliced from 11 exons. Gene Ontology annotation, cellular component: membrane. Gene Ontology annotation, biological process: D-serine transmembrane transport; amino acid transmembrane transport; D-alanine transmembrane transport. The record is from RefSeq and is a predicted model, not a curated record. The coding region runs from base 7 to 1578 and encodes 523 amino acids. Gene Ontology annotation, molecular function: L-amino acid transmembrane transporter activity; neutral L-amino acid transmembrane transporter activity. Lineage: Eukaryota; Metazoa; Chordata; Mammalia; Afrosoricida; Tenrecidae.